GCAAUGAAUAGGCGUCACCCUAGUGGUGGUGUUUACUAGAGAGGUGAAAAUCAAGAUUUGGUGAUAGUGGCUCACUUUGUCCUUACAGGUUGGGAUGUUCUGUGUUAGGCUUUUAGUCCUCCCUUUGGGGCUUAGAAUUAGUGUCUCAGUGGUUGUCUCCAAGUCUUCUCUCCUUUCAGAACAUAAGCUGCUGAGUACUGGCCCUACAGAGCCAUGGUCCAUCCGAGAGAAGCUGUGUUUAGCGUCUUCCGUUAUGAGGAGUGGAGAUCAAAAUUGGGUAUCAGUUAGCAGAGCAAUCAAGCCCUUUGCAGAACCUGGCCGCCCUCCAGACUGGUUCUCUCAAAAACAUUGUGCUUCCCAGUACUCGGAGCUCCUAGAGACCACUGAGACCCCAAAACGGAAACGGGGUGAAAAGGGAGAAGUGGUAGAAACCGUUGAAGAUGUCAUUGUUCGGAAACUGACUGCUGAGCGAGUUGAGGAACUAAAGAAAGUGAUAAAGGAAACCCAGGAAAAAUAUAGACGGCUGAAAAGAGAUGCAGAACUAAUUCAAGCUGGGCACAUGGACAGCAGACUGGAUGAGCUUUGCAAUGACAUUGCGAUGAAAAAGAAAUUGGAGGAAGAGGAGGCUGAAGUAAAGAGGAAGGCUACGGAUGCGGCUUAUCAGGCCCGUCAAGCAGUAAAAACACCCCCUCGGAGGUUACCUACUGUGAUGGUUCGCUCUCCUAUAGAUUCUGCCUCCCCAGGAGGUGAUUAUCCACUUGCCGACUUGACUGCAACCACUAUGGAAGAGGCCACCUCUGGGGUCAAUGAGAGUGAAAUGGCUGUGGCUUCUGGCCACCUGAACAGUACAGGUGUCCUCCUGGAGGUAGGCGGGGUCCUUCCCAUGAUACAUGGUGGGGAGAUGCAGCAAACACCCAACACUGUUGCAGCCUCCCCAGCUGCCUCAGGUGCUCCCACUCUUUCCCGGCUUUUAGAAGCUGGUCCUACACAGUUCACCACACCUCUUGCUUCCUUCACUACUGUUGCCAGUGAACCUCCAGUUAAAAUUGUGCCACCCCCUGUAGAGUCUGUGUCCCAAGCUACCAUUGUCAUGAUGCCUGCGCUGCCAGCACCAUCCUCUGCUCCGGCUGUCUCCACUCCUGAGAGUGUAGCUCCAGUGAGUCAGCCUGAUACCUGUGUUCCCAUGGAGGCUGUGGGGGAUCCACAUACUGUGACUGUCUCCAUGGAUAGCAGUGAAAUCUCCAUGAUCAUCAAUUCUAUCAAAGAAGAGUGUUUCCGGUCAGGGGUAGCAGAGGCCCCUGGAGGAUCAAAGGCUCCUAGCAUUGAUGGGAAGGAAGAUUUAGAUCUGGCUGAGAAGAUGGAUAUUGCUGUGUCUUACACAGGUGAAGAACUAGACUUUGAGACUGUUGGGGACAUCAUUGCCAUCAUUGAGGACAAGGUAGAUGAUCAUCCUGAAGUGCUGGAUGUGGCAGCAGUGGAAGCAGCACUGUCAUUCUGUGAAGAGAAUGAUGAUCCCCAAUCCCUGCCUGGCCCCUGGGAGCACCCUACGCAGCAGGAACGGGACAAGCCAGUACCUCUCCCUGCACCAGAGAUGACGGUCAAGCAAGAGAGGCUGGACUUUGAAGAAACAGAAAGCAAAGGAAUCCAUGAACUGGUGGACAUCAGGGAACCCAGUGUUGAGAUCAAAAUGGAACCUGCAGAACCAGAGCAAGGCAUUUCAGGGGCUGAAAUAGUAUCUGGAGUUGUUCCAGCCACGAGUAUGGAGCCACCAGAACUCAGGAGUCAGGACUUAGAUGAGGAACCCAGAAGUACUGCAACUGGAGAAAUUACUGAAGCAGAUGCUUCCAGUAGGAGAGGCGAUGAAACUCCAAUUACAACAGUGAAGACAGAGGCAUCCCCUGAAAGCAUGUUGUCUCCAUCACAUGGCUCAAAUCCCAUUGAAGAUCCUUUAGAGUCAGAGACUCAGCACAAGUUUGAAAUGUCAGACUCAUUGAAAGAAGAAUCAGGGACUAUUUUUGGAAGCCAGAUAAAGGAUGCCCCAGGUGAGGAUGAGGAAGAAGAUGGAGUCAGUGAAGCGGCCAGCCUAGAGGAGCCUAAGGAAGAAGAUCAAGGAGAAGGCUAUUUGUCAGAAAUGGAUAAUGAGCCCCCUGUGAGUGAGAGUGACGAUGGCUUUAGCAUACACAAUGCUACGCUGCAGUCCCACACACUGGCAGACUCCAUCCCCAGCAGCCCUGCUUCUUCACAAUUCUCUGUCUGUAGUGAGGAUCAGGAAGCUAUUCAGGCACAGAAAAUCUGGAAGAAAGCCAUCAUGCUUGUAUGGAGAGCCGCAGCUAAUCAUAGGUAUGCUAAUGUCUUCCUGCAGCCUGUUACAGAUGACAUAGCACCUGGCUACCACAGCAUUGUACAGAGGCCUAUGGAUUUGUCAACUAUUAAGAAAAACAUUGAAAAUGGACUGAUCCGCAGCACAGCUGAAUUUCAGCGUGACAUUAUGCUGAUGUUCCAGAAUGCUGUGAUGUAUAAUAGCUCAGACCACGAUGUCUAUCACAUGGCAGUAGAAAUGCAGCGAGAUGUCUUGGAGCAGAUCCAGCAAUUCCUGGCCACACAGUUGAUUAUGCAGACAUCUGAAUCUGGGAUCAGUGCUAAAAGUCUUCGAGGGAGAGAUUCUACCCGCAAACAGGAUUCUUCAGAGAAGGACAGUGUCCCCAUGGGCUCUCCUGCCUUCCUUCUCUCUCUCUUUGAUGGGGGAACGAGGGGGCGCCGCUGUGCCAUUGAAGCAGAUAUGAAGAUGAAAAAGUGAAGCCUCAGAGUAUCUGCACUGAGCUGAACAUGAAAUAGAAGUAAAGAUAGAGCUUGGGCUUGUGGAAG
Messenger RNA from Orcinus orca (killer whale), 2865 nucleotides. Its product is annotated as bromodomain-containing protein 8-like. Gene Ontology annotation, cellular component: NuA4 histone acetyltransferase complex. The transcript has a single exon. The record is from RefSeq and is a predicted model, not a curated record. Gene Ontology annotation, molecular function: protein binding. Bases 95 to 2797 code for a protein of 900 amino acids. Lineage: Eukaryota; Metazoa; Chordata; Mammalia; Artiodactyla; Delphinidae.